Molecule: messenger RNA, 729 nt
Organism: Pleurotus ostreatus (oyster mushroom)
Lineage: Eukaryota; Fungi; Basidiomycota; Agaricomycetes; Agaricales; Pleurotaceae
Exons: 10
Coding region: 1-729 (242 amino acids)
Biological process (GO): retrograde transport, endosome to Golgi; phospholipid translocation
Cellular component (GO): endosome; trans-Golgi network
Source: RefSeq, a predicted model, not a curated record
AUGUUUCCGGAGUGGUUGUCGACCGUGGCGUCUGUGGGGAUGGCUGUGGGCCCGCCACUGGUCUACGCAGACCAGGCGUUCUCUAUCGUGAAACGAAAAGACUCUACGGGCUUCUCAAAGGAUACCUGUGCGAUCCUCUUGUUGGCCAACCUAACUCGAUGCUUCUUCUGGUUGGGAGAGAGAUUCGAGCGGGCCUUACUCAUACAGUCGAUAUUGAUGAUUUUCGCCCAAAUCGCCCUCUUAUUCAUCUGUCUAAAAUAUCGACCGCGGAUAUCAUCAGAGUCACUUGGUGGAUCUAGUCGCCCGUUGUCAUUUUGGCAAUGGGCGACUUUCACUCAAUACAUCGAAUUCCUUGCCGGCUUCAUCCUUGUGCAAGGAAUAGCUUUCCUUAUAUUCGGGCGCUCCAAGUUGUAUGUGUCAAUCCUCGGAUUCGUUGCCUUGGGGUUAGAAAGUACUUUACCUAUCCCUCAGCUAAUCAGUAAUUACAAACAACGGUCAUUGUACGGCUUCCGUAUGUCUACUCUCCUAGGCUGGGUAGGCGGGGAUUCAUUCAAGACAUGGUAUUUCUUCAACGAAGGCUCCCCUCUGCAGUUUAAAGUCUGCGCGAUAUUCCAGCUGUCCAUUGAUUUCGUCAUUGUGGCUCAGCGGUUUAUUUACGGGAAUGCCCCUCCUGAGACUGUCCUCCCAGAUGAUGAUUUGGAACAAGCCCUCGCUCUCGAAGAUGAUUAG